AUGGAUAAAUUUGUUAUAUUUAUCAUAUUUAUGGUUUUUAAAGUUGCUAAUUCAGCCGAUUACAAUGAAAUGUUAAAUGUAUUAAAAAUAUUUUUCGUUCGAAGACAUGUUCAAACAGUAACAGCUGCAAUUACUUGUUGGCCAUUUGACGUCAAUAAAAAGCUUUUGGACGAUCUCUCAACGGCCGACAUUUCCGUGUCUUUCAACUCACACACGCUACAAUACUACUCCACGUGGUAUAGAUGUGCCUUUAUAAUCGAUCUAUCUUGUGAAAAUUCAACAGAAAUAUUACAACAGAUUUCAAACGAUCGCCUAUUCAAUACGCAAAACGAUUGGAUACUGUUUGAUCAGAAUUCUUUCGCUAACGAAACGAACUCAGCUCAAUUUGCAUUGCGAACAUUUCAAUUAUACUUGGGCAAUGCGUACGUUCUACCGGAUGCGAGUGUAUUUUUAUUCUUAAAGACUUAUGACGGCGUUUGGGAAAUUUGGAGCGGUUUUCGGGCUAGUAAAUCAGACGCAAUAAGAGUGUUUGAAAUUGGCACGGCGUCGUUAAACCGGAUGACAAUACGCGAAAUGCAUGACGAGAAAAGAAAUUUUCGUGGUGUUACACUGAAAUCUACAUCAGUGAUAGUCGAAAAAGAUAGUUUUUUUGGAUUCGAUAAAAAAAUUAGUUCCGACUUGGAUGUAUUUGCUCAUAUGCAUUAUGAAAUGAUCGUUACACUAACUAAUCAACUUAAUUUCAAAACAGAAAUUACCAUUGUCAACGAUUACGGAUGGUAUCUGGGCAAUGGUUCGUUCGGUGGUUUAAUCGGACUUUUACAAAACGAAGCAAUUGACUUUAGUGCAACUGGUGUUCUUAUUCGGACAGAUAGAAUGUCAGUCAUUGAUUUUGCAGUUGGCAUAGUUGAAUUACGGACCGCAGCAAUGUUUAGGCAACCUUCAUUGUCUAGUGUACAUAAUAUUUUGCUAUUACCAUUCACAACUGAUGUAUGGAUAGGUGUUUGUGCAACUUUCUGUGUAUUUGUAUUCACGUUGAUGUUUUUAAUGCGAGUGAAUAAUUACUUAGGAGAAAAAAAAUACGGUUCACUAAAUGUUCCAGAAAUAGUGACCUUGGUCCACGGUGCAAUAUGUCAACAAGGGUUUAAUUCAACUUUAACCUUGAUAUCCAUACGUGUCGUCAUCGCCGUACUAUUUUUUACAUCAGUUUUCUUUUAUACGUCUUAUUCAGCAAGUAUUGCUGCACUGGUGCAAUCAAACAGUAAUUCAAUCAAAUCUAUUAAAGAUAUAGUAGAAUCGUCAAUGACAUUUAGUACUCAGAUUAGUCCAUAUGGAAAACGUUAUUUUGAAGAAACAGAGGAUUCUGAUUUAAAAAAGCUUUACAAGACAAAAAUGGUGCCUUAUGGUAAUAAAGCGUUCGUUAAAACAGCAGAAGGGAUGGAAAGAAUUCGAACAGAGUUUCACGGAUUUAUGGUAGAAAUUAUGUCGGCCUACCAAACAAUCAGUAAAGAGUGGCGUGAGGAGGAAAAAUGUGCUUUAGGUGAGAUUCAACUUUUCAAGUUACCACUUCUGUCAAUAGCUUUAGUCAAAAAAUCUGGACACAAAGACAUAUUUAAACAAAAACUAAUACAACAGAUGGAGAUCGGGUUAAGCAAACGAAUCUCUAAUCAGUGGAUACCUCCAAAGCCAUCCUGUGGAUCGUCCAGUAGAACAAAACAAUACGUUAGCGUUUCCGUUAAAGAAACAUUUCUAACACUCGCAGUAUUUGGAUUCGGUAUUUGCAUUUCUUUGGUAAUUUUUAUACUAGAAAUAUUGCAUUUCACCUGGACAAAACACAGAUCCAAAAAAAAUCGUUGAAGUAAACACUCUGAUAGUCUAAUAGUUUAAAUAUGUUAAAAAUAUCUAAUAAUAUUAUUUAUUAUUACGAUUAUUACAAUUAUAACCGAGCUUAUCAGUGAUAACUAGAAAAAAAUCAAAGUUAUUUUUAAA
Aphis gossypii (cotton aphid) is the source of this 1986-nucleotide messenger RNA. Its product is annotated as glutamate receptor ionotropic, kainate glr-3-like. The coding region runs from base 1 to 1854 and encodes 617 amino acids. Gene Ontology annotation, cellular component: membrane. NCBI's taxonomy places the organism in Eukaryota, Metazoa, Arthropoda, Insecta, Hemiptera, Aphididae. The record is from RefSeq and is a predicted model, not a curated record. Gene Ontology annotation, molecular function: glutamate-gated receptor activity. The transcript is spliced from 10 exons.